AAAGCUUUUGAGUUUGACUCUAGGAACUAGAACUAAACAACAUAGGAAACCAAUGCUUUGUCAGUUGUCACUUUGAUGUAACCGACAUUUUUGCUAUGGAUAUUUGCCACAAACCGUACCGAUUUUCGGUAACUCCGUUUGAAUUCAGCCAUGUCCGGAGAAAUUUCUGUCUUCCAAGGUCGCAAACGACACCGUUUUGUCCACGAAUACCGGUUGCUAGCAGCAAUUCACUCUCCGAGACCGAUUCGUCGGAACCGAAAUCUCGGAACCGGAUGUUCAUUCUAGGGAUGGGUUUCGUCGGACAGUUCUUCUCUCAAGCUCUCAAGAACCAAGGAUGGGCUGUCUCUGGGACUUGCACAAGUAUUACGAAGAAGAAGCAGCUUGAAGAGAAGGGUUUUGAUAUUUACCUUUUUGAUGCAAAUCAACCAGAACAGAGCACCAUUGAUUUAAUGAAAUAUCAUACUCACCUUCUUGUUUCAAUCCCUCCUGUUGUGGGUAUUGGUGACCCGAUGCUUCAGCAUGAAGAACUUCUAAGGAGUACACUAAUGGAUGGGAAUCUUCAAUGGCUUGGUUAUUUGUCAUCAACUAGUGUUUAUGGAGAUUGUGGUGGUGCUUGGGUAGAUGAGGAUUAUCCUACUAUCCCUACAAGCGAGUUGGCUAACUUAAGGUUAGUUGCUGAGAAGAGAUGGUUAAAUCUGGGUGAUGAUCUCGGGCUCUCAGCACAAGUAUUUCGGCUUGGAGGUAUCUAUGGCCCUGGUAGAAGUGCUGUUGAUACAAUAAUUAAGCAAGGAGCUCUGUCAGAAAGUCAGAAAAUGAGAGUAUCCAGGCAAUACACAUCCAGAAUUCAUGUUGAGGACAUUUCUCAGGCACUCAAGGCCAGUAUACAUGCACCUUCUCAUGGGAAAGUUUACAAUAUUGUCGAUGAUGACCCAGCCCCUCGGGAAGAAGUUUUUGCAUAUGCAAGAGACUUGGUUGAGAAGAAGUGGCCUGGCCAGAUCAAGCAUUCCACCAACGAAUCAGAAUCAUUUAUAAAGAAGGGUAGUCCAAGGGGUGCGAAGCGAGUUUCCAAUGCUCGUAUGAAGAAGGAACUAGGAGUGAGGCUUCUCCAUCCAAAUUAUGGAUCAGGUUUGCAGAGCAUUAUCAACCAUAUGGAGCACCACGAAACCUAUCCAUCUUCCCUUCCUUAAUGUAACAGUGGGGAUAUAUCUGAUUAUUUUCAGCUGGCAAAAAUCACAACCAAGAAAACACAGAUAUGUGCCCUGGCAAUACCUUUGUCACUCCAAAUUCCUUAUUUUUAGUCUACAUCUAUGAUACCCAAACUGCCCCGCCAAAA
Molecule: messenger RNA, 1333 nt
Organism: Quercus robur (English oak)
Lineage: Eukaryota; Viridiplantae; Streptophyta; Magnoliopsida; Fagales; Fagaceae
Exons: 8
Coding region: 96-1187 (363 amino acids)
Source: RefSeq, a predicted model, not a curated record